Molecule: messenger RNA, 318 nt
Organism: Trichoderma aggressivum f. europaeum
Lineage: Eukaryota; Fungi; Ascomycota; Sordariomycetes; Hypocreales; Hypocreaceae
Exons: 1
Coding region: 1-318 (105 amino acids)
Source: RefSeq, a predicted model, not a curated record
AUGUCUCUCAUCGGACAUCACGGCGGCCUUUCAAUCGGCAAGGCUGAACGACCCGGCCCCUCAUUGGGCAAGAAGAUCAACAAGGAUCACGAAUCCAAGUCUGAAAAGGCUUCGUCUUCCCUCAGCCAGAGAAUUGGCGGCAUUCUCCACAGCCAGCGACGAGGGGAUGACCGGAGCGAAACUGCUUCCAUCUCCUCCGUUGCAACAGAAAAGAGAGCCCUAUUGGGAGACAAGAACAACAGCAGCUCUUCUAGGCAAGCAUCAAAGCUUGCCAAACCAAACGAGACUCUGAUGCCUCCUGUGAGGUUUUGGAAUUAG